CGGAAAUAGUUUGUGUUCACUUUGCUCUGUGGCUACAGGGGUUGAAACAAGUUUGCUGGUGCCUAGUUCGAGUCUUUGAAUCCUAAGCUAUGUUGGCCAUCAGAUUUAUGCUUCUAUUUCUGCUUGUUGCUGUGGUUUUGCCAGCUAAGGAAAGAUGGUACGGCAAGAAAUCAAAGCAUCCCUGGCCUAGGAAUUUUCGUCGUACACGUCCCAGAAUCUCCAAAAGUUGGCCUAGUAAUCCCAAGCAAAGUUCUGGCACUGGAGAUGGCUUCAUUAUUUUCUACGGAAACAAUGGGACAACAGCAGUGCGCCCUCGAUUAUCAGCUGGUCCUGAAUGUGGAUCUUUUAUACUGCCUAGUGAUGCCGAAGGAAUCCUUUACUCUGAGAACGACCAGUCAGCGAUGGAGUGCUUGACAACAAUAGAAAGUCCUGUUGGCACAACUAUCCAAAUGUCAUGCCCUCAUUUUGACCUGAAUCGAAAUGGAUGCAAUAAAGAACAACUCCUCGUGAGGGAUACUGCUAGUGGCAUCGUUUUAAGUGGCUGCAAGAGGGAAGGUAUCACGAUGACUACCACUUCAAACAUGUUGGAGAUAUUACACACAAGAAAACCAAUGCGAGGCAGGCAAUGCACUGGAGGCUUCAUGUGUACCAUAAGUGUUGGAAGAGGCCCGUAUGUCACAGGACAGUGUGGGACUUACACCUUAGAGCCAGAUCAUUUUUCAAUAUUGUUCUCCAACAACGAUGGUGGGAAAAGGCGGUGUAAUUACAAAAUCGAGGGUGCUACUGACACCAGUUUGCAGCUGAUAUGUCCAGUAUUUGAUCUAACGCCUGAUUGCAGAAAAGAAAAGUUGAUCCUCAAGGAUAAUGAGAGUCGUGAAAAAACAACUUUCUGUUGGGACGACGAGAAACCAGACAGAAGCGACCUGUCUAAUUCAGUAAACUUAGUUCACAAACGUUCACCUCUGAGGAAAAAGUGCUCUGGAGGUUUUCUGUGUUUCGUUGGUGCUACGGGUUCAGAAAUUACUGCCCCUCCUCCAGCACCAGGAAGCCCUCCUCCUCCUCCACCCUCGAGGCCAUUUUGCAGUGGCUGUGGGAUUGCUGAUAUAUCAGUGUCACGCAUCGUUGGAGGACAAGAUGCCACAGCUGGAGAAUAUCCAUUUAUAGCUCUUAUCAAAGUUGGCGGUAGUGUAUGUGGCGGCUCACUCAUCAAAAAGGACUGGGUGGUCACUGCUGCUCAUUGUUUUGUGUUAACUGGCAUACUCGCAGCAAGCCAUAAAGGUGACUGGCUUCUUCUCAGUAAUGUAAAGAGAGACCCCUGGUGGGGCAUUCCUAUGGAAGUCCUCAAUUUUGAGAAACUCGUAGAGGCCCUCGAUGGUAGUUCACUUCGCAGACCCAAGCCAGAGGGUGUAGAGCCUAUUCUUCUGAAAGGCCCAGGGACGAACUUCUGGGCGGCUGAACACAACCUAGCCAGCGAAAUAUCAGGAUUGUUGCUGUCAGCAGGGAAGAAUUUGGCUGGUACUGUCAGGGUCUCCCCGCACACCUCUGCCAGGAAGGGUCACCGUUGGCUCUUGAGGCAGUAUGGAGACCAAGGAGGACCCAGGGAAGCUGCACCUUCCAAACAAAGCCCUGACAGCGAGCCUGGUUGUCGUGCAGGGCAAAGGGUGCAAGAGGUAAUGUAUUACGUCAAACAACUGUUUCCUGCGGGAGGCGGGUAUCAGGGGUUGAGGGCGUCCUAUGCUGUUAUCACAGUGGAGCGUCGUCCCAGAGGGGAUGAAGGGGAUAUCCUCUCAGCAAAGGAUGGUGAUGGUGGUCUGGCUGUUGGCUGUCCGAGGAGAGGAGAGUUUUGCAGCUUGGAUGGCAGUAAACAGCACAAAAGACUACUGCACCAAACUUUCCAUCUCCAUGGUCUCGGCAUUAGGGAUCUGGCUUCGUACUUCAGGCGCAAGCUGACGAAGGAAGAGUUGGCGGAGGAUGCUCACCUCCUGCCUUCGUCCUUGGUGGUCCACCUCUGGCAGGAGGACCAGGUCCUGGAGCUUGUGCCAGGACAGUCUGGGGAGGUCACCAUGGGCUCCGACAAUGGAGUCGGAGAGGAGAAUGAGGAGAGAGUCGAUAUGUGUGGCAAUGAAGGCCCCCAUUUUGAACAAGAAGAAGAUGAAGGGAAGGAGCAAGGGCGCUCACACUUCCGUGCCUUGCUGCCGAACUGGCGGUGGAAGCAGCACCACCCGCUGUCUGGGAGGGGCUUCGGCGAUCGCUGGUAUGCUGCACAAACUGUGUCGUCCUGCUGUAGGACUGUUGCUGACAGAGGAGAGAGAGUUUGCAGCUUGGGUGGCAGUAAACAGCGUGAAAGCCCACUGCACCAGACUUUCCAUCUCCAUGGUCUCAGCAUUAGGGAUCUGGCUUCAGACUUCAGGUGCGAGCUGGCAAAGGAAGAGUUGGCAGAGGAUGCUCACCUCCUGCCUUCAUCCUUGGUGGUCCACCUCUGGCAGGAGGACCAGGUCCUGGUGCUUGUUCCAGGCCAGUCUGGGGUCCGAGGUGGUCAUGGGGUUGACCACAAGAUAAAAAAUUUGGGCGGCUCACUGGGGAACUGGGAUGGAGAAGACCUGGAUGAGCUCUCUCUUCAGGCCUUCGUAGGGCAACUCCCCGGUCUGGCUGUGCAUCCAUGGGGCAAGGCAUUUGAAGGCAUCCGCUGUGAGGGUCCCAGCAAUGACGUAUGCCUUGGUGCUGUCCCAGUUGAUGCCAUGGAUCCGCUUGAUGUGGUUCAGAAAUCACUGCCUCCUCCUCCAGCACCAGGAAGCCCCUCCUCCUCCUCCACCCCUCCCCUCGAGCCAUUUUGCAGUGGCUGUGGGAUUGCUGAUAUAUCAGUGUCACGCAUCGUUGGAGGACAAGAUGCCACAGCUGGAGAAUAUCCAUUUAUAGCUCUUAUCAAAGUUGGCGGUAGUAUAUGUGGCGGCUCACUCAUCAAAAAGGACUGGGUGGUCACUGCUGCUCAUUGUUUUGUGUUAACUGGGGCAACUGAGGCAGAGGUCUUCUUGGGAGCACAUACCUAUUCGAAUGUAGGAUCUGAUCCUAAUGUUCAACGUUUUGUUUCAUCAUCUGUUACCACUCAUCCAGAUUAUGAUAAAAUCAGUCAAGAUAAUGAUAUAGCACUAAUAUAUCUUGGAAGAGAAGCAACAUUCAACACUCGGGUGCAGCCGAUAUGUUUGGGAGCAGCACAAGAUAUCAGCGCUGGUGAUAAAGCUGUGGUAGCAGGAUGGGGUGUUUUAGAAUCAGGAAGUACAACGGUAUCAGAAACCUUGCAAGAAGUUGCUGUUGAUAUAACAUCAGCUACUAGGUGCAGUUCACUAUAUCAGAAUACAUAUUUCAUCUCAGAAAAUAUGAUUUGUGCACUAACUGAAGGAAAAGAUUCAUGUCAGGGUGACAGCGGCGGUCCCCUUGUAAAGCAGACAAGUGAUGGUCGUUGGGCACUUGUGGGUGUAGUUAGCUUUGGUGAAGGAUGUGCCAACCCAGAUAAACCUGGAGUCUACACUAAAAUAUCCAAUUACAUUGAUUGGAUCACGACAACAACCGGUGGUUCUUCUUGUUAACGUGAAGCUUCAAUGAGGAUAUGUUACUGAUAUGCAAAAAUAUAAAAAUGAAUACACAAAUGUCUUGUUAGUAUUGCAAAGUAAUACAUAGUGGUUGCUAUAAAAUUUAAAAAAAAAUUUAAAAUUAAAAAAGUGUAAAAAAAAAAGCUGGCAAUAACUGUGCAAUUCCAGCCGUUUGGUUGUGAUAAAACAUAUUUAAGGAAGUGUAAUGGCUUUGGGAAUUUACUUCUCAGGUAUUAUUCGCAUAAUAAUGUAUGCCCAUGGCUACCUUCCCUUUAUUUUCAACAUAGUUAUCAAAAGCUGUAUUAUACUGCUAAGACAAACUACUCAGAAAAUAAUUAUCCGUACCUUAGUCACAUUCAUUGCAAUAAAAAAGCAUCAAGUGGCGUGUCAUCUGUAACUUUCCACAGCCAAACUUCUAAUUAACAUCUGCUUUCUUUUCUUUUGGGUGACACAUUCCUGGUGUUGCACUAAUGCCAGCGGUUGCAACAUCAGUUUACAUGAAAUAAAAUCAAUCAAUCAUGCUGAUUCUAAAUUAUUAUGACACUUGACUGUUUAUAGUUGUUGGUAACAUCCGUAUACAUUCUGUAAGAAUGUUCUCAAAGCUUUAGUCUCAGGUCUCAUAUGUUAACUGCUGAAUGACUGGAUUUGCACCAGUGCUUGGUCUACAUCCUAAAUUUCAUGAUUCAUUUAUUCAUUCAUUCCAAACCAUUCCUUAUGUGGCAGAGAAAAUUUCUUUGGCUAUUUUUAUUACUAUGAUAGUGCUCAGAAGUGCAGAAAAAGACAUUACAGAUAAGUUCCUUGUAACAAAUUAUACCUCAUCAGGUUAUUGUGAAAGUGAUCCCGCCAAAAUUAAUACAGACCCUAUACAGUAUCACCAUCCCUUCAUCAUCCUUUUUUUAAAACUGAAGUUACAAUUAAUACAGACCCUAUACAGUAUCACCAUCCUUUCGUCAUCCUUUUUUAAAACUGAAGUUAUUAUUGAAUACAAACUGCAAGUAUAUAAUAGUUCUUUUUUAUUCAUUUAAAGGCAUGCCACUAAUGCUGUUUUUUGGAUACCUCAAAUAAACUAGACAAGAUUACGUUUUUCUGUUCAUGUAUGCUUUGGAAUUUCUAAUUGUAUUUCAUGUUUUGUUUUCUUUGUAAUAAGGUUUCAAUUUUCUGUUUGACUUCAGAUUAAAAAUCAUUGGAAUAUAAAAAUAUUUUUGAUGAAUGCAA
Molecule: messenger RNA, 4802 nt
Organism: Macrobrachium nipponense
Lineage: Eukaryota; Metazoa; Arthropoda; Malacostraca; Decapoda; Palaemonidae
Exons: 23
Coding region: 90-3584 (1164 amino acids)
Biological process (GO): proteolysis
Molecular function (GO): serine-type endopeptidase activity
Source: RefSeq, a predicted model, not a curated record